CGUCUCCGGAUAGAAACUCUGUCAGCGCUCACCUUCCAGCAGCAGUCAUGCCUUCAAGAAACACCGCCGCCAGCAUGUUUGGUGGAGCCGGGGGAAGAGGCUCCAGGGCGUCCGUGGCGAGCCUGGAGGGGCUGCGCAACGUCCUGCGCAACGACACGGAGAGAGACUCCGCUCCCGUCGUUCCAGCCGUGGCGGCGCCCACCGCUGCCGCCGCCGCUCCCGCCGCCCCCGCGGACGACAAGCAGACGAUGCGGGGUCUGAACGACCGUCUGUCCGGUUACCUGGACCGAGUGAAGCAGCUGCAGGAGGAGAACCGGGACCUGCAGAAACAGAUCGAUGACAUCCUGGCCAAGAGGAAAGCACCCGAGGGACGCAACUGGGAUGAAGUCCAGAAACCGCUGGAUGACCUCAAGAAGAAGAUCAAAGACAUCACCAUGGACAAUGCAAAGCUGCUGCUGCAGAUUGACAACACCAAACUGGCCAACGAUGACUUCAAGACCAAGCUGGACGAUGAGACAAAGGCCCGUAAGGAAUUAGAGAGAGACCUGGACGACCUGAAGAAGGUCAUCAAAGACACCAAACUGAACCGCGAGCAGACGCAGAAAGAGAUCGAUCUGGUGAAGGAGGAGGUCACUCGCCUGGAGCGGGAACACAAGGAUGAGGUGGACGCUCUGCGCGAGAAGAUCAAGGACUCCGAGGUGAAGGUGGAGAUCGAUUCCCAGAACUCCAACCUGGCCGAGGUUCUCAACGACAUCCGAGCCCAGUACGAUAAAUUGGCCCAGAAGAACCUGAAGGAGACGGACGACUGGUACAAGACCAAGUUUGACACCAUCAAGGUGGAGGAGGCCCAGAACGUGGAGGCUCUGCAGUCUGGGAAGACGGAGCUCAAGGAUCUGCUGAAACAGAAGCAAACUCUGGAAAUCCAGAUCCAGAGUGCGCUCAGCACGAUCCGUAACCUGGAGGAGACUCUGAGGAGCACCAAAGCAGAAUAUGGUCAUCGCCUGGCCCCGUUAAACCAGGUGAUACUUGACCUGGAGUCGGAGCUGAAGGAGGUGAGAUCACAGGUGGAGCAACAAGUCGAGACCAACAAGAACCUGCUGUGCGUCAAGAUGAAGCUGGAGGCAGAAAUCAAUAACUACCAGCAGCUGAUUUACGGCAUGACCGCUGAUACCGACAGCUUGGAGUUUGAUUUAGAGGAUGCACUGCACAACGACCCGCGAAAGCCUGACGCGAAGGACAAAGUGAAAGAAGAAGCCCUCGUGAAACAAAAAAGUGCCCCCUCGAACAAAUCCGCUCCCCCCGAAGCCCCUGAAGAUGCCGAAAAAGAAAAGGCAGAGGAAGGAGCUGCUGUCAGUAAGGAGGCAGCUCCAGCAGGCAGCCCGACUAAAAAGAAAAAAAACAAAACUAAGAAAGAUUCUUCCUCUUCUUCUUCUUCUUCUUCAUCCUCCUCCUCCUCCUCCUCUUCAUCUUCCUCUUCCUCCUCUGAGUCUGAGAAUGAAAAGGAAAAGCCUAAAACUGAGAACGAGGAGGCCAAAGCUUGAUCCUUCACAGCUUCUUGUCUGCUCUGUGUGUUUUUUUCAGUUUCAGUUGAAAAAUGUCACAUUAACACUGUUAAGGUGUGUUUUCUCAGGUGUCAGUGAAAUAAAGACAUUUGGAAACUGAA
Stegastes partitus (bicolor damselfish) is the source of this 1663-nucleotide messenger RNA. RefSeq names its product keratin, type I cytoskeletal 18. The transcript has 8 exons. NCBI's taxonomy places the organism in Eukaryota, Metazoa, Chordata, Actinopteri, Pomacentridae. Gene Ontology annotation, molecular function: structural molecule activity. The record is from RefSeq and is a predicted model, not a curated record. The coding region runs from base 48 to 1541 and encodes 497 amino acids. Gene Ontology annotation, cellular component: cytoskeleton.